UGUUUGAAGGUGGUCAUAGAGCGAGAGAAAGAGAAAGCGAAAGAGAGAGAGAGCGCGUGAGAGUAGGGGGUUUGUUAGAAGCCGAAUUUACCUUUGCCCCCACCCCAGAUGUCUUACAAAUUCAAUUGAUUAAGAUAGUUUAACAGGUUUUGGAAUCUUUUGGCAGUAUGAAAUGAUGCAGUCAAAAUGGCUUUCCUCCUAAUAUGCUUUCACUUCGUCGCGCAAGUAUUCAGUGAAACUCUGCCAGCUCUGCCACAGGAUGUCCUGUUUGAUAACUGGCAGGUGACGUGGACUUCUGCCUCAGAAGAGAGCACUGUCACUUACACUGUGAGGUACAGCAGCUUUGACUCUGAUCUUUGGAAAGAUGUCCCAACCUGCAAGCAGAUUAAUUUUACUUCGUGUAAGGUCACUUCCAUCAAAGCCGAGGCAGAGCAUGGCUGUGUUAUGCUGGGUGUUCAAGCAGAACGGCGUGGGCUGACUUCAGAUCUAGUCAGAGCCUGUAGCAGACAAGGUACCCUUUGUAGUCCUGAAGUUCGCCUGAGUGCACGCCCUGGUUUCUUCACUGUUUAUUUAAGUAGAAAAAAUGGGAUCGCUCUGGAAGGUGACCACAUAAAACAUAGGAUUUACUUUGGAAAAGAGGGAGAACACUUGGAGAAAUAUGAAGAUGCUGUGUCCUCUGUGUCCAUUAACAAUUUAAAGGAGGGAGAGCGCUACUGUGCAAAAGUGCAGUACACUUACUUUGACCAUCCUGUCGGGCUGUCCAGCUGCACCCAGUGUGAAGUCAUCCCUCAGUCAAUGGCUUCAGCUGUCCUCAGCCCACCCAGAAAUGUCCGUCUAACCUCCAUGAACAUGAAUUUGGUGCUGAGGUGGGAUUCACCUGAGGGGGUAACCGGUGACAUUUUCUACACCACAGAAUGCAAUACCUCUGUCCGAAUAUGUCAUGUAGGUUGUGUCAACAUCUCAACCCUUGAAUGUGACUUCAGCAGCCUGAACACCUUCCUCAGUGUGUAUGGAAGGUAUAAAGCCAGAGUACGGGCACAGCAAGGGGAAAACCACUCUUCUUGGGUGGAAAGUAAACCGAUUACCUUGGAAAGUGAUACUAUGAUUGGUUCACCCAAUGUGUCACUCAUUUCCAAUGGGGCUACAAUUGGAAUUUCAGUUAAAGAUCCAACAUUUUCAAUCUCAGACCUCAGGAGUGUCUAUGGUACUGCCACCUACAACAUCACCUACUGGGAAGAUGGCCAAAAUGAAAAGGCAAAACACAUCAGCAGUGUACUGCAAAAUCAAAUAUUUCUAAAUGACCUGGACCCCGGGACGAAGUAUUGUGUCCAGGUUCAAAUCAUUGCAGAAGGCAACACCAAGCCCAGCGAUCCGAGCAGUACAGUUUGUGAGAGCACCACCAAUGUGAGUGAAGACCUGCCUCCGCCACAGAAAGUCGACUUCCUUACCUUGAACACCAAUUACACACUUAAGUGGGAAUGGAACAGGGCUACUUCAAAGAGUCAAGCUGUUUCUUUCUCUGUACAAUAUAUGUCGAAAUACAAGCUAGAAUCCAAGAAAAGGUACUACUGGUCUAAUGCCUGUGACAAGACGUUUUCCAAGUCAUGUGACCUUACUGCACAUAACCUGCACUAUUUGGGCUUCUACAUGUUGCGUGUGCGCACCAAUGACAACUCCAGUCACUCAGAAUGGGUGCAGAAAGAAUUUUGUCCUGAGAAGCAUGCUGCAAUUGGUCCACCAUCCAAAGUGGAACUGGCUGUUGCUGUAAACAACAUUGAUGUUUUUAUUUCCGAUCCAUUGACCAGUUCAAACCGCUCCAUGAGGCAGAAUCUUAAAAAGUUGUACUACUACAUUGUGUACUGGGAACAUAAUGUAGACAAGCAGGUACUACAACCCCAAAUCAUAAACACAAGUGCUAAGAUGGUAACUUUGCCAGACUUGAACUAUUGGACAUUGUACUGUGUUCGGGUCCAGUCACGUUCUGACCAUCCCGAUAAGAGGAGCAAAUUUAACUUACCAUAUUGCAUUCAGACUGAUGGCCAUACACCUUGGUGGCAAACUGUUAUGUACUUCUUAGGCUCUUUGCUGAUGGCGUGUACAGUUCUGCUGCUCGUCUUGUAUAUUCUCUUUAGGUGUUACAGCAUUUUCAAGGCAACGUUCUAUCCCUUGAUCCAGCUUCCAUCAUUUUUCCAUAAGUAUCCUUAUGACUACUUUGGAUCUGAUAUUCCGUGUCUCUUGUCCAUGGAAUCUGAAGCUGAACUCUUUUGUGAUAGAGUCACUAUAUGUGAAAAGGCAAUAGAUUGUCAUUCCUCAAAAGUUCCACCGACGUCGUCUUUAGGUCUGGAGUCAGCGAGUGGGUCAAGUGGUCUGUACAGCCAUCAGGACAUGAGGAGAAACGAAGACUCUGGGGUUUACUCCACAGAAGGCAGCGAAUGCCAACACCAAAAGCUAAACAGCAGUCAAUCCUCCUUAGUAGCCUGCCAAGGCCCUGAUCUAGAUUCUGUGAAAAUGCAUGACAAAAGGCACAAAAUUCAAUGUGGGAUUACAGUUGAAGAUUUUGUAGACGGGCUUUCCUGAAGCUGUAAAGAAACUCUGAGGUGAAACAAAACUGAUUUCCCAACCAUGUCAUGGCAUGUCAUGUCAAAAUGUGUUCAUACAGUUUUGGAGGGUUUACUUUACUGACAUUAAGGCGUGUUUAUUAUUUGUGGGUUUCCUUUACUGACAUUAAGGUGUGUUUAUUAUUUGUGGAA
Messenger RNA from Syngnathus acus (greater pipefish), 2750 nucleotides. RefSeq names its product interferon alpha/beta receptor 1b-like. Lineage: Eukaryota; Metazoa; Chordata; Actinopteri; Syngnathiformes; Syngnathidae. The transcript has 16 exons. Gene Ontology annotation, molecular function: interferon receptor activity; protein binding. The coding region runs from base 187 to 2577 and encodes 796 amino acids. The record is from RefSeq and is a predicted model, not a curated record.